AUGGCACAUUCUCCAGCUACGAUGACAUCGUUUCGUAUAGGUACAAUUAAUGUCCAUUCAUUUAUUCAUCCAAAAACGUUAAAACGUAAUGCAAAAGAAUUAGUGUCGAUUCUUGCUCCAUAUAAUCUGGAUGUGCUCGCUGUACAAGAAGUCAUUAACGAUGAUGAUUGGAUACUUAUGUGUAAUGAUCUAUCAUUAACUCACACAGUUUUUGGUGCAUCCCAUGGAACAAGAUACGGAAAUGCAAUAGGUUCUAGUCAUCCAAUUCUUGAUUACUUUAAUCAAAAAAUUAUGACCAGCGGCAAAGGAGGUGAUCGUGCAAUGCUUCGUUGUCGUUUGGGUGGUGAUCAUCCUUUCGUACAAAAUCGAACGUUUGCUGUGACACAUCUUGAUCAUCUUGAUGAAGAUGAACGAUUGAAACAAAUCAAUGCUUUUUCUCCUCUUUCUUACAAUAUAAAUAUACUCCUCGGUGAUAUGAAUGCGUUGACAAGAGAUGAUUAUUCCGACACAUAUUUCCAUGAAAACGUUGUUGGAAAACGUGAAAAAAUUAGAUGGGAACCACCUAGAUUCGAACUUACCAAACAAGUGGUCGAUACCUGGUGUUAUCAAGAUGCUUUUCGGCAGAUAAAUCUGACAUUAAAAGAUGAAAACAUCACAACAUGUGCACACAACACUCGUAUUGAUUAUAUCUUCUUGCAUCCAUUACCUGACGAUGAAUGGGUAUUGACAGAGUGUUUCAUUGUAGAUACUCAUGGUGCGACUGAUCAUCAUGCAGUUGUGGCCACUUUUAUGCCAAAGAAUGAAACAUUUAUUCGAAAAACAUGA
Molecule: messenger RNA, 825 nt
Organism: Rotaria socialis
Lineage: Eukaryota; Metazoa; Rotifera; Eurotatoria; Philodinida; Philodinidae
Source: the annotation of a GenBank genome assembly